Molecule: messenger RNA, 4763 nt
Organism: Marmota monax (woodchuck)
Lineage: Eukaryota; Metazoa; Chordata; Mammalia; Rodentia; Sciuridae
Product: steroid 21-hydroxylase
Exons: 10
Coding region: 2766-4244 (492 amino acids)
Biological process (GO): progesterone metabolic process; hormone biosynthetic process
Molecular function (GO): iron ion binding; heme binding; steroid 17-alpha-monooxygenase activity
Source: RefSeq, a predicted model, not a curated record
ACCCACCCUGAUGAUGACUCACUAGACCUUAGUCAUCAUGGGACCACCUCAAGCAGAACUGUGACCCAGCAGCCUGUUCCUCAAGGACCAGAGUGUACCCUGAGAUGUUCCCAAGGAGCUCCAUCGCCCAAUGUCAUCAGUCACCUGGGCCUUGGGCAGGGUUUGUGCUCAGUUGACACAUCACCUCUUGCCAGAUGAGCUGUGUCCAGUCCCGUGUUCCUACUCUGACCUUGUGCAGUUGGCAGUCCUGGGGUCUGUUGAAUUUAGCUGAGUCCUAGUCUGUUGAAAUCCUGUUGACCCUUGAUCCUGUUAUCAAUAGCAUUAGGUAUCUUAAGUUGUGCAAUCCGAUGAUGAUGUCUUCAUCUGGGCACUGAUUUUAAACAAGCCCAAAGGCUAACUAUGAUGUAUUUGUUAAUACUCUGAAGGAAAUGAUCAUUCUACUGGGGACAACCCACUCUACUCUGUUUGCCUAGCUUUCUCCCACUUUGGUUGAACCCUUGGGAUCUUAAGCGGUGACCUUAGAAAUCCACCCAGGGGAAUUUACUGAGAUCAGUUUUGAUGCCAACUGAGACAGUCCAGCAGCCCACCAUUCAAUCAUUCAACAGAAAUUCACAGAACUCUAAUUCCAUGCCAUGCCCUGUGCCAGAUGCCAGAAAUAUAGCCAUCUGUUCCUCCUGUGCCAGAGCACCCACCAGUGCUCAGCCUGUGGCCAGCUCACUGUUGGAGGAAGCAGAAAUGAGAAUGAACACUCCCCAUCCUUUGAAAAGUGUGAUGUCAGGGAGCAGUGUGGUCCUGUGGGGCAUCCAUUCCAGUAAAGGAGAGUGCCAGAGAACCAGGGAAGGCUUCCUAGAAGAGGUGACAUAGAAAUUAUGUUCUGAAGGUUGAGAAGGAGUGCAUGUCAUUCAUCAUAUUUGGGAGUUGGAGUAGGGGUGGAGCUGUCCACCAGUGUGUCAGCUUUCCACAUCAGUCUCUUUUCAAAUGGAGCCCCCCUCUUCUUCCAUGCAACAUCAAGCAGUUCUGACCUUCCUUAGGACUUCAGCACUUCCUUGGAUUCUGCUUAAGUGACCCUCUUGUUGCCAUUUCAUCUCUCCCUAAGCCAUUCUGCAUGAUGGCAGCAUAAACUCAUUUGCCAGUAGCUGCAACUGUGACAAGACACAGCUCGGGCCCAGGAGGUCGACCAUGAAGAGGACGGCAGCUGUCACUGCCAACUUCAGAAGUCCCACCCUUCUAGUCUCCCUUCAGGGCAAGGCAUGAAUCUAGGCUGAGCCUGAGCCUCUUUUAGGACUCCAAACAGCAGGGAAGGUCAAGCUAGUAGGUGGCACUGCUGGGAUUUCAAUUGGGGCUCUCUAGCAGCACAGCCUGUGCUCUGGAUAAACCCCCAGGGGAGAGGGACCCCCUGGGUCCCAGGAGCUAUCUGCAGAGAUAGAGAGUUAGGGGAAAGCCUAAGCUCUUACCUCCCAGGCAGCCCUCUUUUCUAAGCCCCCAAUUACCUCCUCACAAAAGUAGUCCCUGAUAGUUACUUGAUCCAGUGAAAAUCCAUCCCUUAAGACUACAAUUCCAGAAGAGGAGUAGCCCCUGGUCAGUUUUGGCUAUUGUGCUGCUUCCUGGACUUUGGUAUUGAUGCUCAGUAAUGCUGGGAAUCCACACUCUUCUUGGUCUGACCCUGUAACCUGUGGACCCUGGCACCAACAGCAACCCCUCUCUGCCUGCCUGGAAGCAUGUCUCUUCUCUGCCAGCAGGGGAGAGAGGGGAGGAGUGACAGAGGAGGCAACUGCCACCUACAGGAAUUUUUUUUUUCUGCCUCCUAUUCCUGGUCUUCAAGGCCAGAGAUCCCUUCCUUGCUUUCCUGUUGUUGGGUUCUGCAAAACAUCUCCGUAUUUGUAUAACAAUUCUUAUCUUUAUCACACGAGUUUAGGUGUGUUAUUUUUCUUUGGGACCAAAGAGAGAUGCCACUAGCUGUUAAAGGUACAGAUUAUGCAGCCUGAUCACAAGCCUGAAUGCUGCCUCUACCACUUUCCGAUUGUUCUGGUUUUUGGGGAAGCCACUCAGCCUCUCAUCUUAGGUUCCUUAUCUAUAAAAUGGGAACAAUACUAGUGUUCUAUGUAUAGCAUGUCUGUGAAGGGUUACUUUAUACAGGGAACGCACAUAGAACAGAGUCUGCUACAUAUUAGGUGCUCUAAAUGAUGACCCCUAUAAUUCUUUGCCUCCUGGACACUUCUGAUAGUGCAAGAGGCUCUAUUAAUAAUUUCGCAGGGACUACAGGUAUAUAUUUGGAUGCCCCAGGCAAACUAGGCCAUAUGGCCACCCUAUCUAAAAGUAAAAACAAAGAAAACCCUAUUUUCAUCUCAUUUGUCCUUCAAACAAUCCUGGAGGGACACAGUAGGCAGGGACUGUUAUUUUUCUCUUGGAGACAAAUUUAAACCAGUAAAAUUGUCCAAGGUGGGUAUGGAGGGCGAGGGCCUGGGCUGGGGAUGGACACAUUGACCUGCAUGGCUGACAUGGAACUGGAAAGCUGAUUCUGGAUGAAAAAGGUCAGGGUUUUGUUUCCCUUCCUAUCUUCUUGAUAGAUGGUAUGUCCUUUGAAAUGUGAUAUCUCCAAGGUCUAUAAGACUGUCACCAUCCUGGGAAUGUGUCACUCUGUGGGUAGGACAGUGGGAAGGGUCCUGAAGGUGGGGGCUGGAAGGCUGCCAAAAUGACCCAAGCAACAAGGCGGGGGCUCAAGAGUUAUAAGUGGUUGUGACAGGGCCUCGCACAGGUCUUCAGCCAUGCUGUUUCUUGGGCUGUUGUUGCUGCUGACACUAUUGGCUGGCAGCCGCCUGCUGUGGGGCCAGAGGAAACUCAGGGGCUUCCACCUCCCUCCUCGUGCCCCAGGCUUCCUGCACUUUCUGCAACCCAACCUCCCCAUCUAUCUGCUCAGCCUCACUCGGAAACUUGGGCCCAUCUACAGGCUCCGCUUGGGGCUUCAGGAUGUCGUGGUGCUGAACUCCACCAGGGCCAUCGAGGAAGCCAUGGUCAGAAAGUGGGUGGACUUUGCUGGCAGACCCCGAGUACCAUCCUACAAGCUGGUGUCUCACAACUAUCCAGACCUGUCACUAGGGGACUACUCCCUGCUCUGGAAGGCCCAUAAGAAACUUGCCCGCUCAGCCCUGCUACUGGGUGUCCGUGAAUCCAUGGAGUCCCUGCUGAAGCAGCUGACUCAGGAGUUCUGUGAGCACCUCAGAGUCCAGGCCAGUGCCCCUCUAGCCAUCCACAAGGAAUUUUCUUUCUUUGCCUGUAACAUCAUCUGCUGCCUCACCUUUGGAAAAAAGGAUGACACCCUGGGACAUGCCAUUUAUAAUUGUGUUCAGGAUGUCAUGAAAGCUUGGAACCACUGGUCUGUCCAAAUUUUGGACUUGGUUCCCUUCCUCAAGUUCUUCCCCAACCCAGGGGUCUGGAAGCUGAAGAAGAUCAUGGAAAAAAGGGACAAAAUUGUAGAGCAGCAGCUGAGGCAACACAAGGAAAGUUUGGUGACAGGCCAGUGGAGAGAUAUGAUAGACUACAUGCUCCAAGAGCUGGGGCGGCCGAGAGAGGACAGUGGUUCUGGACAGCUCCUUGAAGGGCACGUGCACAUGGCCGUGGUGGACCUUUUCAUCGGUGGCACUGAGACCACAGCGACCACCCUCUCCUGGGCUGUGGCUUUCUUGCUUCACCACCCUGAGGUUCAGCAUCGACUGCAGAAGGAGCUGGACCUCCAACUGGGGCCCGGGGCUUCAAGCUCUCAGGUCCUAUAUAAGGACCGAAUGCGACUGCCCUUGCUCAAUGCCACCAUCUCAGAGGUGUUACGCCUUCGGCCUGUGGUGCCCUUGGCCUUACCCCACCGCACCAUCCGGCCCAGCAGCAUCCUUGGCUAUGACAUUCCUGAGGAUACAGUCAUCAUCCCUAACCUCCAAGGUGCCAACCUUGACGAGAUGGUCUGGGAGCGGCCACAGGAGUUCUGGCCUGACCGAUUCCUGAAGCCUGGCAAGAACCCCAAAGUGACAUCCUUUGGCUGUGGGGCACGCGUGUGCCUAGGAGAACCGCUGGCGCGUGUGGAACUCUUCAUGGUGCUGGCCCACCUGCUCCAGGCCUUCACACUGCUGCCUGAGGGUGCCCUGCCCUCUCUGCAGCCCCAGCCCUACAGUGGUGUGAACCUCCUGAUGCAGCCUUUCCAGGUGCGGCUGCAGCCCCGGGACCUGGGGGCCCCAGGGCAUGACCAGUGCCAGUGAUGGGGCAGGAUCAGUGCCAGCCAGGUGCCUCAGUUUCUCCUUUAUUGCUCCCAUAGAAACCCCUCCCCCUCCCCCCUGUAAACAUGAUGCUGUGAGGUCACAGGCAGAGAAGGCUUCCUCUGGUGGCUGGGAGGUGGAGGCAUCCCUGGCUCUUCUCUGGGUGUGACCCCUCAGUGCUCGGCAGUCAUACUGGGGUGUGAGAGAGGUGGGCAGCAGCUCAGCCUCCCCCUACAGGGGACCGAUAGCUUCUUGGUCUUAGCUUCAUUUCCGUAAAGGGUACAGAGAACUCAAAGCCCUUCCAGUGGUACCAGCUCACUCCCUGGGGAAAGUUUGGCAAGAGUCAAAUCUGGAUAUCUCAUCUGUCCCUACCCCUGCCCCUUUAGGAAGUGAUUCCCAGAGAUCUAUCCACUCUCCCGGUACCCUGCCCACCUUCCAUUGCAAUCCUCAGCUGCCCAGGACUGAGGUUUAAUCCUGAGCUGGCCUUUUUCACCUAAUAAAUCAUCUUAUUGGGAUAACUCA